Molecule: messenger RNA, 2913 nt
Organism: Myotis brandtii (Brandt's bat)
Lineage: Eukaryota; Metazoa; Chordata; Mammalia; Chiroptera; Vespertilionidae
Product: sodium-dependent phosphate transport protein 1
Exons: 12
Coding region: 602-1972 (456 amino acids)
Biological process (GO): monoatomic anion transport; transmembrane transport
Molecular function (GO): transmembrane transporter activity
Source: RefSeq, a predicted model, not a curated record
GGCAUGUGCCCUGACGGGGAAUCGAACCCUGACCUCCUGGUUCACAGGUCGAUGCUCAACCACGGACCCACGGGCCGGACAAUUCUCGUUGCCUUUGACUCUCCCUCUGUGGACAGUGCCAGGUGAAUAGGACUCCCUGUGGGAAUAAUGACUGGCUAGUUCUCCCAGGGGUGAGAUCUGCCGGGACCUGUGCCCAUGUCAGAGCCGCACCCAGGGCAGCGCGUGAACCCGUCACCCUGGCAGGAACGGGCCUGCUGUGCUGAUUGUGAAACCUGGGUGUUUAUUCAUGGGGUUCCCGUCUAUUAAAACUCGGACGCUGAAAUGAAAGAGACCCUGUUCCGGUUAUUUGGGAUCCUUCCCAUCAGGCGACACAGGUGUUACUCCUCCUGGCUGCAUCCCAGGAGUCGCGACCAGGACACGACCAGGAGAAGACGACCCGGCCGAGGUUAACGGGACGUUAACGGGACGUCGGUGGAAAGAGAAGGCGGGCGCCUGCGAGCAGGAAGGAGGUCGUUGCUCAGUCAACCACGGAGCCACGCCGGCCGGGCCCUGGAUGGUUCUAAGGCCCACAUUCCUCCCCUGAAGAUUCAAGGCAAAGAGGAUGGAGAGCAGACCCUUUGGCGAGAGGAGCAGCAGCCGGACCGCCGUGAAGCAGAUGGACGACGGGUCCCCGUCCAGGAGAGUGUCCGGCUUCUGUUCCCUCCGCUGCGGGCUGGCCCUCCUCCUGCAUUUCUGCAAUGUCUCCAUGAUGUCCCAGCGCGCCUGUCUCAGCCUCACCAUGGUCGCCAUGGUGAACGGCACGGGCCCCCAGGGCUCGCCCAACACCUCCGCCCCGGAGCCCCUGGACGACGUCAAGAACCCCGUGUACAACUGGAGCCCCCAAACCCAGGGCAUCAUCUUAAGCUCCGUCACGUACGGGAUGCUCAUCACCCAAGUGCCCGUGGGGUAUCUGUCCGGAAUCUACCCCGUGAAGAACAUGGUCGGCUCUGCCUUGCUCCUCAGCUCCCUGCUCAGCCUGCUCACGCCGCUGGCGGCCGGGGUCGGGGAGUCCGCGGUCAUCGCCUGCCGCGUGGCCCAGGGGCUCAGCCAGGGGACGGUGCUGGUGGCUCAGCACACUGUCUGGACCAAGUGGGCACCUCCGCAGGAACGAGGCCGGCUGACCUCUCUGAGUCUAUCAGGGCUGAUGCUGGGACCCUCCGUGGCCCUGUGUGUGACGGGGCUCAUCUGCCAGGCCCUGGGCUGGCCCAUGGUCUUCUACAUCUUCGGGGCCGGCGGCUGCACCCUGAGCCUCUGCUGGUUCCUUCUGUUUUACGAUGACCCCGAGGGCCACCCGUGCAUCAGCCCCGCGGAGAAGGAGUUCAUCGCGUCCUCCCUCGUGGAGCAGGCCGGCUCCGUGGGAAAAUCCGUGCCCAUCCGGGCCGUGCUCAAGUCUCGGCCGGUCUGGGCCAUUUCCCUCGGCUGCUUUGCUUUUUCCUGGACGAAUCACGUCAUGUUUUUGUAUUUGCCGACUUUCAUCAGCUCCAAGCUCCACGUUAACGUGAGAGAGAACGGGCUGCUGUCCGCCCUCCCCCAUCUGUGCUGCUGGCUCUUCUGCCCAGGCCUCCUCCUGCCCGCCGUCUUCGUGGUGGGCCUGCUCUACCUGGGUCCCGGCUUCCACGGCACCAUCGCGUGCCUCACGCUGGCCAGCGCCACACUGGGCUUCUGCGUCGCCGGGAUGGUGAUCAACCCCCUGGACAUCGCCCCCAGAUAUUACGGGUUUCUGAAAGGAGUCACGGUUCUCAUUGGAAUGACAGGGGGGCUCAUUUCGUCCACUCUGGCUGGGAUAAUCCUCAAUCAGGACCCGGAGGCCGCCUGGUCUGCCAUCUUCUUCCUGGUGGCGGCCGUCAACGUGAGCAGCCUCCUCUUCUACCUGGUCUUCGCCGCGGCCGACGUGCAGGCCUGGGCCCAGGAGAAGCAGCUCACCCGGCUCUGAGGGCGCAGGGCGGGUGGCGGGCGGGUGUGAGCGGGCGGCUACCCUGUCUCCUGGGCUGUGACCACGUGGCUCUGGCUGUUCCGGGCGUUUCUUUGGUGGCAGCUGCGCCCGCCGUCUGCUGGGCGUUUGGACACGGUCUCGCCGGGGCUCUCAGCCCGCCUCCCGCGGUCCUGGCUUCCUCUCUCGCCCGGGUGAGCAGUUGUCCUCCGGCCCCCGAUGCUCUCACCGGGACAACGGGAGGUGAUUGGUUCCAUGUCCACAACACGCCUGGAGCCACACGCGUGGGGUUUCCACCGAGCUGUUCUCCAGACUCUGCAGACGCCAGCGGGGUGUCCUCGGAUGUCACUCAGACGCCGACUACCCAGAGGUCGUCCAGACCCCACGGUUCAGGGCUGGGUCCCCCGAUGGCCCUGGCGUCAGACACCGACCGGAGUGGCGGUGCCCGAGGUCCCCACGCUUCUGUUGCUACCACGACCCACCCCUCGGUGUGACAAUUUGCUAGAGUGACUCACAGAACAUAGGAAACAGACGGCUCUCUAGCAUCGUUUAUUAUAAAGGCUGUAACUCAGAAACGGCCCAAUGGGAAGGUACACAGAUGGGGGUGGGGAGACAGGCAGGGGCUCCGUGCCCUCCCCGGGGGCACCCCCUCCCCACACCUCCCUGGAGUCACCCACCCGGAAGUUCUCAGAGCCCGUCACUUGGGGUUCUUAUAGAAAUCUCAUUGCGCAGGCGUGAGGGUUCAGGCAUGGACCACUGAUGAACACCCCCGGCUCCAGCCCUUCUCCCCUCCUGGAGGCUGGCCCCCGGCAGCAGCCCCCACCCCGAGGCUCGCGGGGCCCCGGCCGCAGUCCCCUCACCUUGAACCACAAAGACACUCAUCGCCCCAGAAAGUCUAAGGGUCUUAGCAGCUCGUGUGACACCAACGAGGGACUCAGACCAAA